Daphnia pulicaria is the source of this 3242-nucleotide messenger RNA. RefSeq names its product eukaryotic translation initiation factor 5B-like (gene eIF5B). The transcript has 11 exons. Gene Ontology annotation, molecular function: translation initiation factor activity; GTP binding; GTPase activity. NCBI's taxonomy places the organism in Eukaryota, Metazoa, Arthropoda, Branchiopoda, Diplostraca, Daphniidae. Bases 241 to 3018 code for a protein of 925 amino acids. The record is from RefSeq and is a predicted model, not a curated record.
ACUAAGAACUUUGUGAUUUGUAGAUGUGGAACUUAAAUAUUCGAAAGUUAAAUGGCUGAAUUAGUAGGACGGCGUUCCUGAGCAUCCUAAACAUCUGUUAUGAUUGUUCAUCAUUGCCAGUAGUUCAUUUUAGAAUUGUUGUUCACCAACUUUCACUUUAUAAGCAUAUGUUACUGACCAUAAUACCUUGGAACUUCAAGUUCAUCUAUGCAACAAAACAUCUUUAAUAACAAGUAAAAAAUGACGAAGAAAAAUGUUAAGAAAGCAAAGGAGGAAUCAGAUGGGCUAGCCACUGCUGAACCCGAGCCUGCAGAAGAUCUGUUCGAGGAAGAAAAUUCUGACAAGAAAAAGAAGAAGAAGAAGAAGAAAGGCAAGGAUGAUGAUGCUAAUGAAGCUUCUGAAACUGUUGAAAAGGUUGAAGAAGUGGACGAGGAUCAAGAUGAUAAAAAGAAUAAAAAAGCCAAGAAAAAAGUAGAAAAGGUUGACCCCAAAAAAGAUAAAAAAGGUGGCCCAGGAAAAAAAGCCAUUGCAGCAAUGCAAGAGACCUUAAGGAAAAUUAAAGAAGAAGAAGACCGUAUCAGACGAGAAGAAGAAGAGGCAGAAAGAAAAGCCGAAGAAGAAGAGCGAAUUAGAUUAGAGCAAGAACGAAAAGAACAAGAACGACGAGACCUUAAAAAACAACGUGAGAAGGAAAAACGUGAUCGACUAAAGGCUGAAGGAAAAUUCCUAACUCCCAAGCAGAGAGCAGCGCAGGCUCGCUCACAAGCAUCUCUGGAGAUAUUGAGAGCGCAAGGUGUUGACGUACCUUUAAUUGGAGAAAAGCGACCCAGGGCUGGUACACGAGUGCGUACGAACAAACAGCAACAAGCAGUGGCUCAAACUGACGAGAGCACGACUUCCGAAGAAAAUAAAGCUGAGCAAAAACCAGAUGGCGAAAGUGAAGUAUUGGUAGAAGAGGAGGAAGAAGAAGUGAAAGAAUCGUGGGAUGCAGAAUCAUCUUCAGAGGAAGAAGUGGAGGAAGAGCCUGUUCCAACCACGACUGCUGAGACGACACAUUCAAAGUCGAAAUCGGAGAGUGAAGAUUCCGAUGACUCUGACGAAGAGGAUGACUCUGACGACAGUAGUGAUUCAGAUAACGAAGAUGGCAAAAAGACAGAUGCUCUCUCCAGGAGAGAAAGGGCAUUAAAUCGUAUUCAGAAAAGACGAGACGAGGCUGAAAAGAACACGGAUCCUGAAGUUUUACGUGCUCCGGUUGUUUGUGUAUUGGGUCACGUAGACACGGGUAAAACAAAAAUCCUCGACAAACUUCGUAGAACCCACGUUCAAGAUGGUGAAGCUGGUGGAAUUACACAACAGAUUGGUGCUACCAAUGUCCCGAUUGAAGCCAUUCGUGAACAGUCCAAAAUGGUUAUCGGUUUCCAGGACAUGAAGUUAAAAAUUCCGGGUCUUCUCAUUAUCGAUACCCCUGGGCACGAAUCUUUCAGUAAUCUACGUUCUCGUGGCUCUUCCUUGUGCGACAUUGCUAUCUUGGUAGUCGACAUUAUGCACGGGCUCGAACCUCAAACUAUCGAAUCCCUCAACUUGCUUAAAGCAAAGAAAACUCCUUUCGUCGUAGCCCUUAACAAAAUUGAUAGGUUGUAUGAUUGGAUCUCCAAUCCUAAAAAAGAUGUCAAGGAUUUAAUCAAAUCGCAGGCAAAGAACACUCAACUCGAGUUUCAAGAUAGGGCCAAGUUGGUUAUUACUCAGCUAGCCGAACAGUCGAUGAACGCAGCCGUUUUCUAUGAGAAUCCCGAUUCACGAUCGUAUGUUUCCAUGGUCCCAACAAGUGCUGCUACCGGUGACGGCAUGGGAAAUCUCAUGUCGCUCAUUGUAGAAUUGACUCAAACCGCAUUAGCUAAAAGGCUUAUGUAUACCGAUGAGCUUCAGGCGACUGUUUUAGAAGUAAAGGCCAUCCCCGGCUACGGAACAACGGUCGACAUCAUUCUUAUUAAUGGAACUCUGCACGAAAGCGACACAAUUGUUUUAGCAGGAACCGACGGACCCAUUGUGACACAGAUUCGGUCUCUUCUCUUACCGCAACCCAUGAAAGAGUUACGAGUUAAGAAUACAUACACGGAGCCCAAGGAAGUGCGAGCAGCACAGGGUGUGAAAAUCACGGCCAAAGAUUUGGAAAAGGCCAUCGCCGGGUUGAAUCUACUUGUUGCCUACCACCCGGAUGAAGUGGAAAUCUGCAAGGAAGAAGUAGCACACGAAUUGAAAUCUGCUUUGGGUCGAAUUAAAUUACAGGAUCGAGGAGUCUACGUUCAAGCUUCGACUCUAGGAUCCCUAGAAGCCCUUCUCGAGUUCCUGAAAACAUCUGAAAUUCCUUAUGCCAACAUUCGCAUCGGCCCUGUGGUGAAAAAGGACGUCAUGAAAGCUUCAACCAUGUUGGAGCAUAAUGCCCAAUAUGCUGUAAUUCUGGCGUUUGAUGUAAAAAUUGAACGUGACGCUCAGGAGAUGGCAGAUUCCGUUGGAGUCAAAAUUUUCCAGGCUGAUAUUAUCUAUCACCUGUUUGACAGUUUUAUGAAAUACCGUGACGAGUUAAAGGCCAAGAAGCGGGAAGAGUUCAAAGAUGUUGCCGUUUUUCCAUGCAAAUUACGAAUUCUCCCUCAGUUUAUUUUCAACACUCGAGACCCGAUCGUGGUUGGUGUGGUGGUGGAGAACGGGAUUGUGAAGGAGGGCACACCGUUGUGCGUUCCGACCAAAGAGUUUGUCUGCAUUGGGAUCGUGACCAACAUUGAAGUGAAUCACAAAGCCAUCGAAACGGCCCGUAAAGGUCAAGAAGUUUGUAUCAAAAUUAGCCCCACGCCUGGCGACAGCCCUAAACUUUAUGGACGUCAUUUCGACCACACGGAUUUGUUGGUUUCCAAGAUUAGCCGAGAAUCCAUCGACGCCUGCAAGGAAUAUUUCCGAGACGAUUUGCAGAAACCCGACUGGCAAUUGAUGGUCGAGUUGAAGAAGCUCUUUCAAAUAUUGUGAUGAUUCAGUUUUGAUGACCUCUCCUUGUUUCCUCUUAAAAAACUCUUUACUAUUCAUUGGUGGAAGCUGCCGGUUGCCCGGCGUGUCAGAUUUAAAACCAAACUGGAUCGAUAUCCCGUCAAAAACAAAAUAUCCAUACUGGAGAGCCUUUUUUUUUCCUUUCCAGGACGUUGGUCAUGUUGAUUGUCCGUUCAAACGAGCCAAAAUACAACGUCCAGAAGACA